Messenger RNA from Boleophthalmus pectinirostris (great blue-spotted mudskipper), 7175 nucleotides. RefSeq names its product minichromosome maintenance complex component 3 associated protein (gene mcm3ap). NCBI's taxonomy places the organism in Eukaryota, Metazoa, Chordata, Actinopteri, Gobiiformes, Gobiidae. Gene Ontology annotation, cellular component: cytoplasm; transcription export complex 2; nucleus. The record is from RefSeq and is a predicted model, not a curated record. Gene Ontology annotation, biological process: mRNA export from nucleus. Gene Ontology annotation, molecular function: RNA binding.
GACAGGAAGAUAUCAAGGAUUGGGCGCCUCGGAGCUGUAAAGUUAAAAAGCCUUGUUUUUUUCAAUGAUUAAUUCCUGAGUAAAUACUACAAGUACAAUUGGCAUUAUUUCAAAACAUAAUAAACAAGAUAUGCCUCUGUUAAUUGCUUUUAAACUCAAAUUUAAGACGUGAUUCACACAUAUUUGGUUGUUUACUCGCUGCUCGUAAGCGCUGUGCUGCUUCUGCGAUCAUGCGGUUAGUGUAAAUAACAUUUCAGUCUUAUUUUUUUAAUUCUCCUGCGGAUUUGCAAAGGAGUGUCAUUUUAUUUACACCAAAAAUGAAUCCAUCUAACCCGUUUGGAAGUACCCAAAGCGGUGCGUUUCAAGCCCCGAGCAACGCCGUCAAACCGGGUCUGUUCCAGCCAAUUUUCGGGCAACAUGGUUCCACCAGCCAGACUCAGCAGCAAACGAUGGGCUUCUUCGGGUCUGGAUUCGGACAAGCUUCGUCUUCAAGCCCCUUUGGACAGGCUUCUGCGUUCGGGCAAGCGGCUACAACUCCUCAAGCAGUUCCAGCUUUUGGGCAAACCUCCUCUACGCCGCAGCAAGGAUCUGUUUUCGGUCAAUCCUCUACUACUACCCCGCAGCAAGCACCUGUUUUCGGGCAAGCUUCAACUACCACCCAGCAACCUCCAGCGUUCGGGCAAGCAAAUCCUACCCCGCAGCAAGCUUCAGUUUUCGGACAAACUUCCACCACUACCCCGCAGCAAGCUCCACCGGCAUUCGGUCAGCAAAGUGGUUCUAUGUUUGGAGGCAAUAGCGCACCAGCUUUCGGGCAAAAUACGACAUCAUCAAAUCAGCGUUCUGUUUUUGGACAAGCGCCGUCUUUUGGUCCUACUUUUGGACAAUCUAGCGCGUUUGGGCAAGGGUUUGGUGGGCAGACUAGCGCUUUCGGGGCGCAACAAGCUCCACAAUUUGGGCAAACUUCCACAUCAAGUUCGGGACUCGGGUUUAGUCAGCCUGUUUUCGGACAACCAACCACCACUACGCCAACUACGAGUGUUUUGGGGAUGGCUUCAUCAAAUGCCAGUCAAAACAGAGGGUUUGGUACUGCUGAGUUUAGUUUUAAACCAAAUGAGGCGCUGUUCAAACCUAUUAUUAGCGCAAGCCCAGAACCGACUACUACAACAAUGUCCAAUUCACCUUUUGGAGGAGCGCAGUCAGCUUCGACAACAUCCUCGUCUACAAGUCUCUUUUCAAGUGCCAAACCUGGAAUUGGUGGGUUUAGUUUUUCCCAACCUGCUGUCUUACCCGCUGCCCAACAGCCUACAGCAUCUACUUCAAGCGUCGUGCCUAGUGCAAAUAGUUAUCAAUUCACAUUUUCGCAACCUGCUACUCCUAACAAGGCAACUUCAGCUGUCGCCCAGCCUACAACCCCGUCUUCGUUCAGUUUUACCACGAAAACUUUACAAACGCAGUCCAAACCGCUAUUUGGGGCUAGCAAAUUUGGGCAAACUUUUGGAAACGCGAAAGAUAUAGAGGCAGAUGGUAAGCAAAGCAGCGUGGAACCAACAACGGAGACAAACGUAUUCGCGAGACUCGGCAAAGCGCCGAAACGCAAAGAGGACGCGCCGGGUUUGAAUGUGGAAAAGGAGAUAACGGAGGAGGAGGCCGCGGGAGAGACGGAGAUGCCGCGACAGCCUCCGAAGCGGCCUUUGGUGCGGAGCCGUGGCCCUCCUCCCGGGUUAUUCGGACGGGCUCUGAGCGGACUGCGGAGAGACACGUCAGGAGCGCCCAAGCGUGAGGCGAAGGAGCAGGUUUGGAAAGUGCCCGAGGGAGAAGAGACAGAGCGGCAGAGGGCAGCGACUCCUCCGACAAUCUCAGCACCACCAGUGACCAGAGAGACUGCGGAGAAGCCAGUGGAGACAGAGCCAUCCCCCUCUUCCUCCUCUGCUCCACUCCUCUCCUCUCCAUCCUCACGUCUUGGACCUCGCAGAGAAAGCACAGACUCUCUCAGUGGCCUGUCCCCAAAUGAGUGCACUGUGCUCCACUGCAGAGAUGUCCCCCCAGACCUCAAUAGGAAAGAUGUCCUGGUAAAACACUUUGGACGCUUUGGCAAAGUUCUGCGCAUCUACUGCAGAAUACAACGGAACUCUGCCAUCGUACACUUUGACAACCAUGCCUCAGCUGCAAAUGCGAAGAAGAAAGGACAGAUUCUCCACAAACAUACACUGACUCUUCACUGGCAAAGGAAGAAACAGAGUCUUGGAGACUCAAGGCCCAGAGGACAGACUGGACAGCAGCAGCAGCAUCAGCAGGAGGAGAGGGGAGGGGAGGGAAGGAGGGAGGAGGAGCAGGGACUGAUCAAAGCCUCGUCUCCCUUGAAGAGAGCUGCCCUCAGACCCCCCCACAGCACCUCUGUGACCGUCAGCUCUCCUGUGAAGAAGCCCCCCAUGGCGCGCUCACUCCAGUUUGAAGAUAGCCAGAGAGAGACUGGUUCAGAUCCCCAGUCCUCAGAUCAGAAUGUGGACAGGGCUCCCGACCGCCCAGUGCCCUCCUCCCUGCUCCACCUGAUUGGACAGAUAGCUGAGACCACAGAAGAGAAAUACAGACUGCUGGAGCAACGCGACAAGAUACUGCGACAAGGGCGACCGAAGAGGGCAGACCUGAACCUGUCAAAGGCUUUUGCUGGGACCUGCCCUGACAUGUGCCCAGAGAAAGAGAGGUACAUGAGAGAAACCAGGAACCAGCUGAGCAUCUACGAAGUCCUCCCAAACACAGAGAUGGUGGACCACUGCACGGCCAUAAAGGAGUACAGCCGCUCGUCCGCAGACCAGGAGGAGCCUCUGCCCCAUGAGCUCCGGCCGCUCCCGGUUCUGACCUUGACCAUGGACUACAUUGUGACCCAGAUCCUGGACCAGGGUCAGGACAACUACAGGGACUGGUACGACUUUGUGUGGAACCGCACCAGAGCCAUCCGCAAGGACAUUAUUCAGCAGGACUUGCGUUGUCCUGAUACAGUUGCUCUGAUUGAGAAGUGCACUCGGUUCCACAUUCACUGCGCUCACCAGCUCUGCGAGGAACACCUCUCCUCCUUUGACCCAAAGAUCAACAAAGAAAACAUGACCAAGUGUCUCCAGAGCCUGAAGGAAAUGUACCAGGACCUAUCCAACAGAGGAGUCUACUGCCCCCGAGAGGCCGAGUUCAGGCAGUACAAGAUCCUGCUCAAUCUCAACGAGGGCGACAUCCUACGGGAGGUGCAGCAGUUUCGUGAUGAUGUCCGUAACUCUGUGGAGGUGAAGUUUGCCGUUCACGCAUUUAGUGCCGUCAACAGCAACAACUUUGUCCGGUUCUUCAAACUCGUUCAGUCCGCCUCGUACCUGUCCAGCUGCCUGCUCCACGGAUACUUCAACCAGGUGCGCUCUCUGGCUCUGAAAACGCUGAACAUAGCGCACACAGUUGGGCCGCGCUCCACCACCUUUCCUCUCGACGACAUCGUCCGAAUGUUGAUGUUUCGAGACGGAGACGAAGCUUCUGCGUUUAUUCAACAAUACGGACUCAACGUCAGCGAUGGCGUGGUGGAGCUGAGCCGGAUCAGUUUCCAGGACCCGGAGCUUCCCGUUUCGUCACGCAGGUCAGAGGUCAUCCUGUCCAAACGCAACGUUCUGAUUGGUGAAGUGGUGAAUGGGGGUCCGCUCCCAAACCCUCCUCAACACACCCCAGUCUGCAGCUUCGACGUCCAGAACAAGUACAGAGAUGUCACCGAGGCAAAGCAGUUUAAAGCCACUCCCUUCACCUCCAGACCUCCAGCUCCAGAGACAGUGCUGUCAACUGAGCGUACUGUGAGGUCCUCUGACUCCAAGGCAGUGCCAGUGCAGUCGGCCCCUCCUCUGUCUAGAGCGGAGGAGACCGGGGCUUUAGAGGCAAUGCUGUCAUUGGAGCGUACUGCGGGGUUCUCUGACUUUGAGGCAGUCCCAGUCAGGUCGGCCCCUCCUCUGUCUAGAGUGGAGGAGACCAGGGAUCUAGAGGCAAUGCUGUCAUUGGAGCGUACUGCGGCGUUCUCUGACUUCAAGGAAGUGCCAGUCAGGUCGGCCCCUCCUGUGUCUAGAGCGGAGGAGACCGGGGAGUCCACUCUGUUUGUCCCAGCACCGGAGAGGCAGUUCCAGCCGAUCUCACAGCCCUCUCCUCCUCCUCCUGCUCCGGCUCCAGUCAAAGUCCCCACUCCUCCACCUCCCAAACCCGUCUACAGCAAUGAGGAUAUCGAGGCGGAGUUGAACAACAUGGUGGAGGAGGUUGUUGAUGCUGCAGUGAAGGAGACUGCUGAAGCUGCUGUUUGCUACACCACAGCUGCACUAGAGGUGAGCUCGGAGCAGUUGGAGUCUUUGGUCGCUGAAGUGACUGAAAAUCUUCUGAAGGAGAUUUCUGUGAGUGAAAUCAAACUAGAGCAAGAUCGAAUCGCAGAAGAGAAACGUCUCAAGGAGGAGGCCAGGAGGAAGCAGGAGCACGAGGCUUUCCUGGUCGACUACAGCUUCUCUCUCUGCUCGGAGCUCAUUUAUGAAGUUCUGGACGAGACCAUUGAGAAAACCGCAGCAUCUGAAAUACAGGAGGCGUUGGAUGAAAAAGCUGCACGUGUGUCCCGCUGCACUGAGGAGGUCUGUUCUGUUUUACUGGAGGAGACUGUGGACGCAGACAUCGCUAUCUUAGUCCAACAAAUUCUGGAUGUGGAGCUGCAGCGAAUACAUAAAUACAUCAAGAGGUGGCGUGAUGUGGUGUUCCUGCGGCGUCAGUUGAAGAGGCAGAUGAGGGCGUUCCCGGCUGCUCCGUGUUUCGUUGAUCCUCGGUUCAGACUCCGAGCUCUGGCUCCCAGCGCUCCAGAUCACACCUCCAUCGAGCUGCUCUCCAAAGGUCUGGUGAACCUGGGCCACUCCGGGAACCUCACUGUGUCCUCCAACAGGUUGCUGAAAAUUAGAGACGAGGUGGUCCAUCAGAUGAGAGUCCAGUACUUCUACAAACUUCUGCUCGAUGAGGCUUUGUGGGCUCCAUUGGACCUUACCGCUUUAGUGAUGCAGCACCUCCCGAAUCCUCCUCCAAAAAUCUUCUGGAAAACUCUUCUCCUUUUACCGAGCGAACACGAGACCGGAGAGAGCGUGGCCGACAGGAUCCUCUGUGAUUGGUUAGAGGUGAAGCUGGGGGCUGGUUCAGAGGCCUGUUGUCGUGAUGGGACUCUUCACAGCCUCUGUGUCUCCAGCUCAGUUCAGGAAAAGGGACUGGACACACACACCCUGCACAUCGGAGUCAAGGUUUCCUAUGGGCCUUUGUCUGAGGACGGCCUGUGUAAGAUGGAGGAGGGCUCGGAGCUCCAGGGCACCGGGGGUCUGCUGAUGCUGCUCCCAGCCUCGGCGCUCCUCGACCCCCAUCGGAGCGACCAGGACGUGCCCCUCCUGUCCGCCCUGCUCCAGCUCAAACAGCUCCAGCAGGCCUGCACGUGGCACUGCCCUCUGCCCCUCGUGAUACUGGUGCCCGGGCAGGAAAGGGACGAAGGGCACACGGCAAGACUGGCAGAAGCUCUGAUGUUGUCAAAACUGGUGGAAGACGGACUAAUCUCAGAGUAUACAUUUUUCUUUCUACCGGAGACCACUAGUGAUCUACAAGGCACCAAAAAGCUAACAGAUUCGUUGCAGUGGCUUCUCUUGCGCGCUCCUCCUGCCUUCCCUCUCUCCUGCCAAACUUUGGUCGGACUCGUCGAAACCAGAUUGGGUCGGGAUUUCAGUUCCAGAGUCUACUCCCACAGACAGGAGCGUGCCUCUGCUGGCCUGCCCCCGCUGGGCCCCCUACCUGUGAUCACCCUGUACAACGCCGUCCUGAAGCACAUCGCUGACGCCAUCUCCUCUCCAGAGCUGUGCAGACUGUCGUGGCCGCCGGUGGAGUUUUCUGUUCCGGAGAUGAGGGAGUUUGUGCCUCAUGUCGGGUGGAACUGUUCUGAGCACCUGAAGUGGAUCAGAGAGGCCAUCUUGAGUCUGCAGCUGCCAGAGUGGGACAGUGAGUCUCCUACAGACUCUUGGUCCGAACUGUGCUCCUCCAUCUUCUUGUACGCGGCACAGAUCCCAGUGUCACCACGCUCUCAGCCUCUGCUUGUGUCCCGCCUCGAAAACCUGCUGGAACGAGUCCGAUCCAGGGUCCAGACCAGAGACCGGACCAGAGACCAGACCAGAAGGACCCCCGGAGCCAAGGUCCCAUGGAGCUUGUGGGCCCACACAGAGGAGGAGGUCUGCCCAGACGCCGAGUUUGUUCCUUGGGAUGAUGUUCUGGUAAUCUGCAUCGACCACAAACUCAAAGACUGGACACUGCCCGGACCCCCAGUCUGCGAAGACGCUAUGACAGAAGAUGGAGAGAUCCUAGUGUAUUUCCCCUCUGAAGCUCUGAGCUCCUUUACGCCUCCAGACGAAUGGACUGAGGCUAUGAAAGAAACGCACAGAGAAAAACAUCAACAACAAGAACGGGCAAAUGAAGCUGUCAGGGUCCCUCUCCCUUCUCUGUCCCUGCAGAAGAGACUGUUUUUCAGCCUGAAGGAUCCAGAGCAGCCCCCUGAGUCCAGCCUGGACUUCAGCUACACUCCCACACCAGAGGAGGCGCUAGCACACAGAGUCCUGCAGCAGCUUGAGGAGGAGAAGCAGGAGAGUAAGAGGAUGAUGGAGCAGUUCCAGCGCUGGUCUGAAGGUGGUGCUCGGGAGCCGCUGUGCACGCCUCUGUUUAUGCCCUCCUCCACUCUGCUGACCCUGCCCACACUAGUGCCGCCCCCUACAGGCAGGACCAGAGAAGCGACUUCUAUUGCUCAGGUUUUCGAGACGGAAGCUGGGUCAGAUUUGCCUAAAACUCCUCGUCCGUCUCUGUCCUGGAGAAUGGAGGAACUGGAGCGUCAGAUUUUAGCGAGUCAAGAGGAGGAGCUAGCAACAAAACUGCACCUGAGUGAACUGCUAAACAUCGUACAAGACUGACUUUAAAUAAUGUCUGUUUCUCAAGGACAGAAACAUCUUAUAUUUUUAUUACUUCACUGGCUUAUUUUAAAACUGUUUUUCAUAAAACGGUGAAUCCUGUUUAAUGCCUUUUUAUCAAUUAACUGUAUUUGAAGUGUGAAUAAAUGUUAAUGUUUAGUUUUGUAAAGGGACAAAAGUGGAAUAAAAGUGAUAUUUUUCAUGUAA